AUGGCCGACGGAGAUAAAAACAGUGCCGAAGAUGGCACCGGAAGUGGUAUUGCCGGUACGGAACAGGCAUCACCAGCGACACGCCGACCGUUGUCGGUGAUCCGGCUGAAGGAGAAGGGGAAGAAGCUUGCCUCCGCCCAUAUACAUCGGGAGCUGACCGUGAACGGUACGUCGGACAGUUUGAACCGGCUGUUGGAUGAUUUGCUGUCGCCCGAGAGUUCGAUUUCCAACAGUGAAAACAUCGAAUGGUGCCGCUGGCUCGUUGCUGGUGGCCGAACGCCGGCCGAGUUCGCUUCGAUUGUGCGUGCAUACGACAACCAUGCCAAAUGCGGGCUGGUGUGGAUACCGCACGUGGUCGCGUAUCGAUGUCGGACGUGCGGCAUCUCACCGUGCAUGUCGAUCUGUCGCGACUGCUUUAAGCGCGGUAACCACCGGAACCAUGAUUUCAACAUGUUUCUGUCGCAAGCCGGCGGUGCCUGCGACUGUGGCGAUACGUCCGUGAUGAAGGCGGAAGGUUUCUGCAGUGACCAUGGGCUGAACAACUGCCAGAACAAGGCGCCCGUACCGGACGAUCUAAUGCUGGUGGCGGAAGCGAUGAUGCCGCGGCUGAUCCUGCGCAUGCUGCUGCACUUCCGCGAGUACAGUGCCACCAAUCUCGAUUCGGCCGACUGUCGGCGGACGGCGGAGUACUGUAACGAUUACUGCGCCAUGCUAAUGGAGUUCAACAACAUGGGCGAGCUGAUGCGGCGCGUAAUGACCCGCACACUGAUCGAUCGGGGCGUGUACCGUCGUCUGCAGGAACCACCGUACCCGUCCCUCUGCUACAGCAUGUACUUGCGCGACGGAUGGGCACAGUACAAGGAAGCGUUACGUCAGUUCCCGUCGCCCGAUCCGCCGCCCAACUAUGCCCAUUUGGCCGCGCUGGGCCGCACGAUCGUGCACGAGACGUUGCUGGAGGAGUUUAUCUUUUGGACGUUUAAAUACGAGUUCCAGCAGCAGAUCGUAUGCUUCCUGCUUAACAUGCUGCCGGAUCAGGACUACAAGGAACACCUUACGCGCACAUUCGUGAUGCACUACUGUCGCAUACCGAGCGUGCUGGAGCUGUCGAGCGAUCCGGACACGCUCAGCAACCGGGUGGUACACAUGAGCGUUCAGCUGUUUUCGAACGAGAGCCUCGCACUCAAGAUGGUGCGGGAGCUGUCGCUGCUGCACGUGAUGAUCAUCAGCCUGCGACAGAUGAUGUCCAAGAUACUGACGCCGCACACACUUCACACGCCGGAACACAACUUCCAUUACGUGGUGGACUGUGCCGAGCGCGUAAUGAAGGAGCAUUGCUACUGGCCGCUCGUAUCCGACUUUAAUAACGUGCUGUCGCAUGAAUCGGUCGCCCUCGUCUUCCUGGAGGAUGACGAUCUGAUCGAUAUGUGGUUCCAGUUCCUAUCGAUGCUGCAAGGAAUGAAUGUCAACAUUCGCGAAAUCAUCAGCCAUGUAGAGUACGAGUCCAGUUCCUACUAUGCCGCCUUCAGUUGCGAGCUGGAGGCGAGUGCCUACCCGAUGUGGUCUAUCAUUUCACACCUGCAAGAACCGUCCCAUGCAUCGCUUGCGAAAAAGAUAAUGAUGUACUGCGUGAACUAUCUGCAGGAAUGGCUCGACGCAAUCAACUUUUACCAGCAACCUAGAUUCGAAAAGGAUGAAAUGUCCCGGGCAUCGUUUCACUUUCCACUGCAUCGCUAUCUAGCGGCAUUUAUCUGCCAGGGCGUGAAGACCAUGAGGAUGUCAUUGACCGAUAUGCUACCGUCCGCAGACCUGUUACCGAAGUUAAUGAUGCAUCCACUACGUGUACAGAGUCUUUUCUACGAGAUAUUGUCGGGUGUAUGGGUGCGCAACGGACUGCAGAUCAAGGGUCAGGCAAUGACCUACAUACAGGCCAACUUCUGCAAUUCGAUGGUGGACAUGGACCUGUUCUUCCUGCAGAUCUGUGCAACGCAGCUACCACCGAACCUGUUCGUCAGCGAGUGCAUUAUGAUGUUUGGCGUUGAGGACUGGUUGGGCAUGAGCGUGCUAAGCACUCCACCGGAGAUGGAGCAAGACUCGAUGCUGGAGGGGUUGCUAACGUUCCUAGCGACACUGAUCACGUCGCGUAUUAAUCUCGGUAACGACGAGACGACGCAGUGCGUGAUCGAGAUCAGUGCGCUGCUUGCCACCGGCGAUAAAACGCACAGCCAGCUGUUAGAGCUGAUGCCGGAACGGAGCGGUAACGCGCAUACGCGCAACUUCGAACGCUACCUGAAGGAGCUCUCGAUCUACCGGUCGCCGCCGGUCGGGUCGGAGAACCUCGAGCAGGGUUUGUUUAUGCCGGUGCCGGCGGUGUGGGAGCGCCAUUACGACCCGCUUCACGUGUUGUUGCGGGCAGUGCAUCGGCGUGACUUCCAGAACUCGCUCGACCGUUUCGGUGCAUACGUGAAGCAGGUUGGCAAGAUGCCACGUAGCGGUAAUCUGUGGCCACCGUUUCGGUUGCCCAGCUCGUGCGGUUCGGCGUACAGUGAUCCCGGGGCAAUACUCGGCUCCCGCAUCCUGCACGCAACGAUACUAGCCAUCUUUUACCGUGCCGUGCACAAGCACAACGUGUCGGAGCAUAUGCUCGCGCUGGCCGUCUUCCUGCUGGAGAUGGCGGUAUGCAAUGCUGGUGCGGUAGGUGGUGAGGCUGCGACCAGUCGUUCGACUGUGGGCGACAGUGCGGCGGCAAGCAAAAGCAUGGAGGAGCAGUCCAGUUCGGUCGGUGCGGUUAAUGAGACGGUACCGGAUCUGCUGAACUGCUAUCCCAGCAACUGUUUGAGCGACAACCUUAAAAUGACGGUGAAGCGCAUUUCACUGUUGCCGGCAAUGCGUCGCUCGCCCGUUUCCUACCGCCCGCUUGACGGUGGUUCACCGCCGUUCGACAGUGACGUCGAAUGGGAUCUAUCCGAGGAUGAAACCCUUAUGAUGAUCGGGAGCAAUGCGGAGUGCGAAUCAGCCCCCGGAACGGUGGCGACUGGCAACACCGCUGGGAGUAGUGCAGAGCGAGGCCUCGGCGGUGGACCGGGUGGAGUCGAAUCGGAUCAACAGCUCGUGCCGUCGCGAGGCAUUGGUAGUGGUGUCGAGGUGGUACCCUUGACUCAGGACCUCUCGCCGAUGGGAAACAGCGUAGUGUUCCCGGGGCGUCGUCCCGCAAUUCACGCACCACCAUCCGCAUCCAGCACGGCGACCAGCACUACCACCACCCAGAUGGUGGUGGAGGAGGAAGAAGACGAUGUGAAUGAUGCGGAACUGGAAGAUAGCGAUCGUUCGAGAGACACAGCAACGACGGCCACAGUCACGGCGGGAGGUGGUAGUUCCGGGCAGCAGAUAACCACGGAGAUGGCUUUAAGACGACGGCAUUGGCAUUUGUUGCAACGGUUGCUUGGCCAACAGACGGGUGGCGUUGUUGCACCCGAGCCACAGGAUGAAGACAUGCCCGCGUAUCACGUGAUGGAUGCAGACGGUGAUGUGGUGGUGGAGGAGGAAGAGCAGCAAUCGAGCGAGUUGCUAGCGAUGCGCGCUCGCUACCUGAUGCUAGAACGGCGACGCAGCAGCGUUGGCAAUGCGAACAUCGUACAGCCGGCCGAUGUCGACGACUACAUCGAUGACGAGGAGGACGAAGAUGAUGAUGAUGAGGAGGAGGAAGAGGAGGAGGCAAACAAUGACGGUGUUACUGGCAGGCAGCAACAGGAAGGAGGUGUAGAGAAUGGUGGUAGCGAUGGACAGCGCCGGCAGGAGGAUGAGGAUGACGAGUCGGCAGACAUUGCGGAUAUACAAUCGAUAGUGCCACGAACGCUGUUGGUGGGUGGUCGAACCCGUGCCCUGCAGCUUGGUGGUAGGCGGCGACAAGAUGGAGGUCCACUGCAUCACCACCAUCACCAUCACCAUCAUCAUCACCACCACCCGUCCGGGGGUGGAGUGGGUCCGGCUUCGCUCAUACGCACAAACGGGCCGGCCAGAGCGACCGAGUUUAUCGUGGAGGAAUCCGCCGACGAAGUGCCCGGUACGGGGAUCAUCGGCAAUACUGAGACCGGCGUUGAGCUGAUGAUUCGGCACGAGUUUGUGUCCGUCCCGGGUACCGGUGCGGACGGUAGUGGACAGGAGAUAGCGAUUCCACAACAGCAACCGCGUGCCCUUACCCCACCCGUCUUUGGUGCGUCAUCGGUGGGCGAUGUUGUCGGCGGGACAGGAGGAGUGACAAGUGCAAGUGAACCACCCGGUGCUGGUGGUAUGCUGCUUCCUUUUAACAGGGUCACACCCGCCACUGCGACGACAGCAACUACCGCGGGUGCAAGUUUGAGUGUGGUACCGCAGCAGCCGAACCAGCUGCAGAACUACUACCAUGCUAAUCAUCACCAUCAUCAUCACCAUCGGCACCACCAUCAUCAUCACCAUCAUAAUCAUCUCGCGGGGUCGGGCGCAGGUGCGACAGCAGGGGGCAGCACGGCAAGUGCUGGUGGACAGCAACAAAACCCACAAUCACUGCAACAGCAGACACCACGGCACUACCAUCGCAGUUUGCAACCGACCGGUGCAGGAGGCCAUGCGCAGAUGGGACCGAGCGGUGCUGGCGGUGCCAGUGGUGCUGGUGGAGCCACCAGUGGUCCCGUCUCGGGAGGUGGACAGCCCAACUGGACGCGUUUCAAGAGACGCAACUUGAUGAGCAACCAUCGGCAGGCAGGCGGUGCCAACACGGGAUCGGGUACUGGCUGUGAAAUGACCCCGCGCGAGGGUAUUGGCAUUGGUGGUGGCGGUGGACGAGGAGAUGGCUCGAAUGAAAACGAUACGAUUGUGCUGGAGGAGUCCAUCAUUUCACUGCUGUUGAAGUUACACUCACAGUUAAGCGGCGCCCUCGACAGUUUCUCGCUGGACGACGAAACCGAAGAUGAGCUGUCGGUCGGUGGUGGUAGUAGUGGAGGGGGUGGAGGCUCGGCAACCAAUCAACCUGCAAUGGCUUCAUCGUCCUCCUCUGUUCCGAGCCAGCAGCAGCGUGAUGAUGAUGAUUACGCCAAAAUGGAGCUGGACGAAGACGAUGGUACACCGUCGGCAGGUGGUAGAAAUAAUGAAGCUAGUCAACAAAAGGAACCUGCUGCACAUGGGCAGCAGCAGAAGAGGCAACAGCAGCAACACCACCGCCGGGGUCGUAUUUCCGAUUCACGCAUCGGUGAUGGUCCGUUCUUCAUAGGCAAUCUGUUGCGCAAGAUCGCGGCACUGGACGAAACAUGUGCCGUGCGUAUUGAACAGAUCCGGGCGGAACUGUGGCCGAACCAAAGAGAGCGCCAGGCGGAGCAAAAGGCGCGCGAGGCACGCGAAAAGGAGGAACGAACCAAGCGUGCCAAGGAGCGCCAGAAAAAGAUGAUGGAAGAGUUCGCCAACCGGCAGAAGCGCUUUAUGCUGCUAACGAUGGCAUCGAUGGGUGGCGAUUCGUCCGGGAUGGAUUUCGGUUUUGGCGAAGAGGAAACGGAGGGCGAAGGUGGCGGUGAUACGGCUGCGGCGCGGGUAGCAGCAGAGCGUCGGGCGGCCGAAGAGCAGCAGGCGGAAGCGUUACGCGAGAAGGAGUAUGACUGCAUCAUCUGUAACACGUCCGGUCCGAGCACGGAAACGAACCCGAUCGGAUUAGUUGUGCUGGUAGAAUCAAGCAGUGUGGUGGGCCAUCGCAGGACACGAUCGGAGCGGUUAGCGUUACCGUUGAGCAAGGAAGAUCUGGUACGGCUAACGCAGAGUGUAACGCUAGCGAGUGAGUUCAACAAGCGUAUCGAUCAGCUGCAGUGGAAGUUUGGUCAGACGUCUUGGUUUCUGUCACACAACAUCGGCUGGGAGGGUGGUGUGCACAUACAAUCGUGCGGCCAUCAUGUGCACCUAUCCUGUCAGGUCGCUUACCUGAAGUCACUCCACACGCCUCGCAGCCCGAACAACCUGAACAUGGAGUUGGGUGAAUUCUUCUGUCCGGUCUGUCGGCAACUGGCGAACUCGGUUUUGCCACUGAGUCCGGCACUCGAUCGGCCAGCACCGUUGAUACGUGCCCCAACGCCACUACAUCGUGCGCUAGUGCUGGAGCUGGUUCAGCUGUUUCACGAAAGCAAACGGGCACCGAUGGCGAGCAAGUUCUGUGAAGCGAUGGGACGUGCGAUGGGUAACAUUACUGCGUGCACGCAGCGUAACAUCAAGCGUUAUCCGGUAACGCUACAGAGCCUGUUCUCGUUUGUACUGUCGAUUGCACGCACCAACCUGGAGGCAGAAGUGAUACAGCGCGGUGGUUCGCUGUGCAGCACGGAAGACAUUCGUUACAAGCCGAAACGGGAUUGCAUAGUACCGCUGCUGCACGUGCUAUCGCUCCACGUCCGACUGAUGAUCAACGAUGACUGGUUUAAGGUGGGUGACGAUUGGCCGUGGCAUUCCUGGUCACGGCUUGCCGGUAUUCAGCUCGCGUACGGUACGGCCGAUGUAGGCGUGGAGGCGAGCGAAGAAUCGGUUGAACGUUUGGCGAUGGUACCAGCACGGAAUACUGGCAGUGGAAGUGGUGAUAACCCAACCCGCCACGAAGUCGACGACGAUGACGAUGAUGAUGAGGAUGAUGAACCGAAGGAUAGUAAGCAUCGAGCACGAAUAGCGGCCAGCAUACGCGGUAUGUUGUUACCACCACCUCCAGCGGACGCUAGUGAGGAAGGAGCGGUAUUGAGCACCCCGUCGGCGUCAUCCGGUACGGCAAUGGCAUCAAUUGGUGGUACAGCGCCAUCUGCCACCUCGACGACAACGACGACCGCUGCCACCAGCACAAUCGUGGACGCGGCACCCAUUCCCGAUCUGAUUAGCGAUCCGACAGCUCUAAUGCUUAAGUUCAUCCUGCUUGCACCACUCCACCUCGACCAGGCGUAUUUUACAUGCAUCGUGAAGGUGAUGUACAACUUGCUAUACUAUCAAAUAGUGCUACAACUUUGUACACACCUGACGGAUGAAGAGUGCAAUGAAAUCCUUGCCCGGUACGGUCCAACAGCACAACCAACACCGGUAAAAGUGCGAGAGCGUGGGGUCCCGAACAUCGGGGUGGCAAUGGCGUUCAUGUUAAAUCAACUGGACCGCUGCCGACUCAUUCGCAGCGACAGCAUACUGAUGGGCGGUAUAGGUGGCAGCCGUGACGGUCUGGAAUCGGUUUCCAGCGACUCAUCAUCGAUGGACACUAGGGCAGCAGGUGCUGGAACCACCAGCAAGCGCCUUAACAUCGAUGUAUAUGAGAAGCGUUUGCAACGGCUGUGCUUGCCGUUUCUGCGUGUAGCUGCACUGUUGCGCCACCAUAUCUAUCGUGCGGAGAUACCGGAAAUAGCCGGACCGCAGCUGGAGUUUGCACGGCUUGUUUAUUUUCUAGAGCUGGUAACGGUAUCGAUGGACUGGGACAAGUUCAAUGCAAGCAAGGCGCUGUGCUUUCUUAGUGGCACGGAAAUAGCGUUGCCGAAGAGUUGGUGUUAUCAGCUGCGCCACCUUCGUCCGUCGUACGCGUCGACACGCUCGCUCAUUGUCCAGCAGCAUAUAGAGUGGCGUCAGCCGAAGCUUCUCGGACUGCCCCGUGAAUACGAAAGGCUGUUUACGUAUUACCACGAGCAACCGUGCCAGAAAUGUCAGAACGUGCCGAAGGAAAGCUCCAUUUGUCUUCUGUGUGGUACGAUCGUGUGUAUCAAACAAACGUGCUGUAAGGAAAUGGACUGCUGUGAAGCAGUGCGGCAUUCGAUUAGCUGCGGGGGAGGGACAGGCAUUUUCCUCGUGAUCACUUCUACUUACAUCAUCAUCAUUCGGGGACAUCGGGCGUGUCUGUGGGGCUCGCUUUACCUAGAUGAUUACGAUGAGGAGGAUAGGGAUUUGAAACGCGGUAAACCACUGUAUCUUAGCGAAGAUCGAUUCAAUCUGCUCGAAUCACAGUGGCUUUCGCAUCGAUUUGCCCACACCAAGCACAACUGGGUUUGGCAUCGCGAUUCGCUGUAAACAGCAACAUUGUACGCUCCCGUAAUACCGGCUACGGCUUUCAUGUGUUUGAUAGCAUAUGGCACCGUAAAGUAUGGAAAUUAAAUAACGGCCGUGGGAAAAUGAUAAACCGUGACAGAUGAAUACGAAUCGGUAAAAAUGGUAACCGAAAUUUCUAUAUUGGAUAUGCGAUCGUGUUGUGCGGGCGUACCGUUUUGUGAUAUUUUUCUACAACCUCACCAAGGAUCGAAUUUGGCUAGCAAACUGUAAGAGCAAUGCCAGAACAAAAGAGAGACAUGUAUUGGACACAGAGCUAAAGAGAGAAGAAGUGAAGGAAAAAAUGAGGAAGUGCAAGCCCAGGGUAGAUUAUUUUAAGUUUUCCCUAGCAUUACAACGUAAUGACGGAAGCUGAAUGUUGAUGAUGACGAUCAUGUUCUCGAUGAAGGGCGCGCGCCAUUAGAGUCUGACUUACCGGACGUGUUGUCCAUUUCAAUAUCCCUACCUUCAAAAAUACGUGCGAAACAAACAAAAAAAAAAACAGCUACCGAGAGAGUGAGAGAUAAAGAGUAUGAGAGGAGAGAGCAAAAAUUAAGAUGAAGAAAAUGGUCGAACGUCAAAAUGGUGGUAUUUUGUGACAAAAUUGUGAUAUAUAUACUCUAUUUUUACCAUUGUCUCUCCAGGGAACGGCCACUUGUGUCCUUUUUACACUCAUUUUCCUUCCUCUCACGCCAUCCUCACCCCACCACACACCAUCUUUACCAUGAUAUAUCCCCCAUUCCUAUCCCCAUUCAUUCCCUUUCCUUCGUUCCUUAGGCGUUCUUUGUUGUAACGCCAGCACCGCAGGCUCAUCUCCAAAGCCUUGCACUGGUUGGUUAUCAUUUCCUUUAUCAUAUUUGUUAUUGAUUUGUUUUUUUUUCUUGAAGGGAAGUUUAAACGAUUGUAUAUGCGCCGUCGAGGCAAUCUUAGCUACACACAUACACAUGCGUAUUUAUGUAGGCAUAUACAAGCAUAUAUUAAAACAUUAUAUAUGUUACAUAGUUAGCUAUAAUUAGGAACUGCAAAUGAAGGAUUGUGAAAUAAGUAUGCGUAACGAGUUAGAAGCAUAGUGAAAACUAAAGGUGAACUAAACGCAAAACAGAUAGCGUGAAUCAGAUAACGAGACUAAGCAUACCCUACUUACCAUGCCGCAUAUCGUAUGUGGUAUUUGAUAUAAAGGAUGAUAUUAACCCUUGUUCCUGGUGUGCUAGAAAUUAAUACUUACACAUAUAUUAAUCUCUGCUCCGUGUCCCUCAGAGCGCUAGGUAUAUUAUUCAAUUGAACUCUUCGUAUACAGUUUAGAGCACCUGCGUUGCAAGAUGUAAUAGGUAUGCUAGUUAAAGAUUAAAGCUGUAACAUCUUCUACUAUUCCCUAUCGCCACCACGUAAAGAGUUCUCACAUGCCGUCUGCUUCAAUACCGUACAUGUAAUGUUUGGAUGUUUGGCUGUUUGAAUGGUAUAUGUGAGAAUGGAUUCAUGUGAAGCGUGUGUCGUACUUCGUGUGCGGUGUUACUCCUCCUAACUAAAGGCUUCUGACAUUCGUCGCUGAAAGUCUGCAUUUUUGGGGAUGGGAAGUGUAGCGAAAUGCGAAAUUGUGGCCCAAUAGAGCGCAAGUUAUUGCUUAACAAGCAUCGACGGUAGGUCGCUGGCUGGAAUUGUAAAGAAUUAUUAGAUAAGCGCAAAGGAAAGAGAAACGCAACCGUGCACAUCCGCUGAGAAAGAAGCCUGGAAGGGAGAAAAAACACAAUCACUAUCAGGAUAGAAGUUGGAUUCAUAAUUCGCAGGACGGCUGCGCCUGUUGUUUUGUUGAGGAUGUUCAACAAUAUGAUUGUAACAUUUAUUAGAAUAUCAAAUUACUCGGGUGAAAAGAGAAAUGGGUUGUUGGUUGGCUAACUGCAUUCAUCUUUAGUUAGUUUGGAAGAGGGAGUUUCCUUCUCCUACCCUGCUAAUUUACCCUGGUGAAAUGUGGCUACAAGGUCCACAAAUUUUCCAUUUGUCGGCGCUUUCUUUUGAAUUUUGUUCCGUAUCUAGCUAUGAUGAUAUAGUCUGGUACGAGUAUAUGUCACUCGCGUAUAUAUGACUCGCGAUGAUGACGUAUGUCGGCGUUACAGCUUACCGCUCCUUAAUGAAUAUUACAAUUAUUCUUAAAUUCUUGUAGGGUUAUGAUUAAGCACGGUUAUAAUUACGGAUUAUUACGUUUACUCUCUACCCCGCUAAUGUGUAUGAACUCUACGAAUUGUGUAUAUUGAAGUUUAGUGUUAAUAUAGUAGAUAAAUGUAUCAUCGUAUGCAUCGUAAACGUUGA
Molecule: messenger RNA, 10350 nt
Organism: Anopheles moucheti
Lineage: Eukaryota; Metazoa; Arthropoda; Insecta; Diptera; Culicidae
Gene: Ubr3
Product: E3 ubiquitin-protein ligase Ubr3
Exons: 9
Coding region: 1-8031 (2676 amino acids)
Biological process (GO): protein ubiquitination; ubiquitin-dependent protein catabolic process via the N-end rule pathway
Cellular component (GO): cytoplasm; ubiquitin ligase complex
Molecular function (GO): ubiquitin protein ligase activity; zinc ion binding
Source: RefSeq, a predicted model, not a curated record